AUGCCGCUCGAGGCAACGAUGAUGAUAAUCGACAACUCAGAAUACAUGCGUAAUGGAGACUAUAUCCCAUCCCGCUUCGAGGCCCAGUCUGAUGCUGUCAAGACCAUCUUCCAGACCAAGAUUGAUUCAAAUCCAGAGAACACUGUUGGCGUCAUGACAAUGGCUAGCAAAGGGCCCGAGGUUCUCGUGACCCAUUCGAAAGACAUUGGACAGAUCAUCAAGGCCUUGCAUGUAACAUCAUCGAAAAUUGGCGGGUCAAUAGAUAUUCCUACUGCCAUUAACAUUGCCCAGCUUGCACUCAAACAUCGAGAGAACAAGAAUCUGCGCCAGAGGAUAAUAGUCUUUGUGGGAUCUCCGCUACAAGGACAGGGAGCGGAUGAGCGGGAAAUGGUGAAGCUCGCAAAGAGAUUGAAGAAGAACAAUGUUGCUGUUGACUUUAUUGCAUUUGGUGACGGCGUCGAGGAGGAAACUAAUGUCCUCAAGGCUUUCGUAGACAAUACAACGAAUAGCGAUAAUUCACAUCUGGUGUCUGUACCACCUGGUACACAUCUAUUGUCAGAUGUGAUUAUUUCUUCCUCAAUUCUGUCGGAAGACCGGGGCAUACCACCAGAGGCGAUGGGAGACGUCGGUGGUGCAUCGGGUUCUGGUGGUGCCAACUUUGAAUUUGGUGUUGACCCGAGUUUGGACCCUGAGCUUGCAUUGGCCCUUCGCAUGUCUAUGGAAGAAGAACAAGCUCGCCAGGCAGCGGAAGAGCAAACACGUCAACCGGCUACCGAUGCCACACCUCAAGCGGAAUCAGCAGGGGCAGACAAGGAUGAAGAGGCCAUGCUCGCUCAAGCUCUCGCCAUGUCCGAACGCAAUGAUGUUGACAUGGGUGAGGAGCAAGACGAAGAUAUGGAUGAGGAAGAGGCAAUUGCUCGGGCAAUUCAGAUGAGUAUGAAGCAAGAGGAAAAAGAACAGGGAGGACAGUAGUACCAAGCUUACAUAUUCUUACUUGUAUUUUCCUCCGAGUUGCACUCCGAUUUCUCGAACGGCUGUUAGUUUGAUAUUGGCGCUCAGGCGCUGAGCGCUCUGAGCAAAUACUCAUAACAACAGGCACAGCCACUUCGACCUCAUUCCGAGUCCGUUCGUUUCCUCAGAUUCUUCCCUUGACGUCUUCUUGAAAUCCUCUAUGCCAUCAUCACUCACUGCAUCCCAGGAGGAGCUCAAGGCGGCCAAGGUGCCUUUGGCUUGGAGAGAUCAGUGCUCAGCGUACGUACCUACUUUACCCUUCUGGUUGAAAGCCUAUGACCCACAACCACAAUACUGUUGUCCGUGAUACUUCAGACUCUUGAUACCUUUGAAUACCUGUCGGAGAGAAAACUAUUAUUUACCUUGGACUUGCGAGAAUGAGCGCCACGGCUAUGAGAA
Suillus plorans is the source of this 1410-nucleotide messenger RNA. RefSeq lists its product as uncharacterized. Gene Ontology annotation, biological process: proteasome-mediated ubiquitin-dependent protein catabolic process. The coding region runs from base 1 to 972 and encodes 323 amino acids. NCBI's taxonomy places the organism in Eukaryota, Fungi, Basidiomycota, Agaricomycetes, Boletales, Suillaceae. Gene Ontology annotation, molecular function: polyubiquitin modification-dependent protein binding. The transcript has 4 exons. Gene Ontology annotation, cellular component: cytosol; proteasome regulatory particle, base subcomplex; nucleus. The record is from RefSeq and is a predicted model, not a curated record.